UAGUACAUUAUAGACUCCGACGACAUGAAGUUCGCGGUGAUCGUGGCUCUGAUGUGUGUUCUUAGUCCUCCAGUAUCUGCGGAUUCCGGAACUCGUCACACGAACAUCAAGUGUGAAAUUCAAGAUGAGUCCUUUGCGGAAGUAAACGUGUGUCGAUUAAAGAUCCUGGGUCGUGGCAUUAUCGGAGCUAAUGUACACUUAAAAAUUAAGAAGUUGCCGGUUAAAACAGUGAAGGUGAAUUUCAGCGUUUGGAAAAAGCUAUCCGGAUAUCAUCCAUUUCUAUUUAAUACCACGGUGGAUCUUUGCCACAACAUUAAGCACCCGAACCCCUCGAAUGUAUUCUACUACUUCUAUGGCGCUCUAAAGCCAUUCCUAAAUGUCAAUCACUCUUGUCCGAUCAAUCACGAUCUUAUACUGAAGGACUUUGUUUUAGAUGACAUGAUGUUCUCUCUCGUUCCCGUGCCAAAGGGGAACUACAUGUUUGAUAUUAAGCUUUGGGCUAAUGGAGCCUGGAGGGCCACUAUAUUUUCUUAUUUGGACAUUAAAGUCGACAAAACCUUGUAAUAAAAAAAUAUAUUAAUUUUUCUU
Messenger RNA from Drosophila biarmipes, 588 nucleotides. RefSeq lists its product as uncharacterized. The record is from RefSeq and is a predicted model, not a curated record. Bases 25 to 564 code for a protein of 179 amino acids. The transcript is spliced from 2 exons. NCBI's taxonomy places the organism in Eukaryota, Metazoa, Arthropoda, Insecta, Diptera, Drosophilidae.